Brassica napus (rape) is the source of this 902-nucleotide messenger RNA. Its product is annotated as squamosa promoter-binding-like protein 3. Lineage: Eukaryota; Viridiplantae; Streptophyta; Magnoliopsida; Brassicales; Brassicaceae. Gene Ontology annotation, molecular function: DNA-binding transcription factor activity; DNA binding. The record is from RefSeq and is a predicted model, not a curated record. Gene Ontology annotation, biological process: flower development. The transcript has 2 exons. The coding region runs from base 343 to 789 and encodes 148 amino acids. Gene Ontology annotation, cellular component: nucleus.
UUUAAACCACUCAAGAAAUGUUAGUCCAUUUUGUCAUUUUCUCUUUCUAGGGUUCUUUUAAUAUAUAGUAGUAAGAUGAAUGUAUGUAUUAUACAUACAAAAAUAAAUAGAGCACUAAAGCUUGAUCGUAUUUUAUUUCAGACAACAUGAUAAUAUACUUAAUACCUUACCUUAAUACAUGAAGAGAAAGAAGAAAAGAGUGAAACUUUGUGGUCCAAUAACUUAGGCAGCUAAGAUCCUUCCCCACUUUUGUUUUAAGGGUCCUUUACUUCUCGUCCGAUGUCUACUUUCACUUCUUCUUCUCUUGUUCCAUCUUUCAUGUGUGUGUGAGAGAGAGAGUGUAUGUGUAAUAUUUUGCAGAUGAGUAUGAAAGGAAGCAAAGCAGAAGCGAAGAGGAGUUUAAGAGAAAUGAGUGAGGAAGAGGAGGAAGAAGAAGAAGAGGAUAAUUUUGAAGAAGAAGAGGCUUUGGAGAAGAAGCAGAAAGGUAAAGCUACAAGUAGCAGCAGCAGUAGUACUUGUCAGGUCGAGAGAUGUACUGCGGAUAUGAGCAGAGCCAAACAGUAUCACAGACGACACAAAGUCUGCGAAUUUCAUGCCAAAGCUCCUGUUGUUCGGAUCUAUAGUCUUCACCAACGUUUCUGCCAACAAUGUAGCAGGUUUCACGACCUCGGUGAGUUUGAUGAAUCCAAACGGAGUUGUAGGAGACGCUUAGCUGGACACAACGAGAGAAGGCGCAAAAGCGCAAGUGAAGGUGAAAGAUCUCAAAAUCAUGGCUCUCAAGAUUACUGAAGAAAUAAGCUUUGCUUGCUCUCUUCUGUCAGUCUCUUUGUUUAUCUCCUUGUACUCUUCUGAUCAAAGCUAUAUCCUAAACCUAUGACAUCAAUAAAUGCGUUUGAGACCAA